Messenger RNA from Esox lucius (northern pike), 4709 nucleotides. RefSeq names its product serine/threonine kinase 32A (gene stk32a). The record is from RefSeq and is a predicted model, not a curated record. Gene Ontology annotation, molecular function: ATP binding; G protein-coupled receptor kinase activity; G protein-coupled receptor binding. NCBI's taxonomy places the organism in Eukaryota, Metazoa, Chordata, Actinopteri, Esociformes, Esocidae. The coding region runs from base 333 to 1553 and encodes 406 amino acids. The transcript is spliced from 13 exons. Gene Ontology annotation, biological process: G protein-coupled receptor signaling pathway; regulation of signal transduction; protein phosphorylation.
ACCGCAAGUGAUUCCGGGAGCUGUCCUCUGCACUUCAAAUAGCCUAACCCUAACCUACCUUUUGUUUUUAACUGGAUAUAUUAUUUAUCUCAAAGGCCCGCGACAUUUGAAGGUUAUGUUGUCUAAUGGGUCGGUGUGAGAUAGCACCUCACUACUGGAUCUGGAACCACACAGCAGCCAGAAGAGAAUUCCCAGUCAACCUCACGGCUGUGCCUAAGAAGUUGCUGCAUCUAGACCAGGUUAGACUCUAGGCUAUGUCUUCCUGGCUGUGGAGGAGCUAGUUCAUGCUGAGCUGAAAGGGAUCUUUCUGGCUGGGGACGACAGUGACAGAGAUGGGGUUAGGACAGUCCAGCAAGGCCCCUGUUAUGGAUGACACAGAGGAGGUCAAUUUCGACCACUUCCAGAUACUAAGGGCUAUCGGGAAAGGAAGUUUUGGGAAGGUGUGCAUUGUGCAGAAGAAGGACACAAAGAAAAUGUACGCCAUGAAGUACAUGAACAAACUGAAGUGUGUUGAGCGAAACGAGGUCCGCAACGUCUUCAAAGAACUGCAGAUCAUGCAGAACCUGGAGCACCCGUUCCUUGUCAACUUCUGGUAUUCAUUUCAGGACGAGGAGGACAUGUUCAUGGUAGUCGACCUGUUGCUGGGUGGAGACCUGCGCUAUCACCUCCAGCAGAAUGUUCACUUCUCAGAGAACACGGUCAAAAUGUACAUCUGUGAGAUUGCCCUGGCCCUGGGAUACCUCCGAAGUAAACGCAUCAUCCACAGAGACAUCAAACCGGACAACAUUCUGCUGGAUGAACACGGUCAUUGUCACCUGACAGACUUCAACAUCGCUGCCAUCGUCAAAGACGACCUGAGAGCCACAUCUAUUGCUGGGACUAAACCAUACAUGGCCCCGGAGCUGUUCCUGCCCUACGAGGGGACCCACCCUGGCUACUCCUUCACCGUGGACUGGUGGUCCCUGGGCGUCAGUGCGUAUGAGCUGCUUCGGGGACAGAGACCAUACAUCAUGCGCUCCAGCAUGCCGCCAAAUGAGAUCCUCCAGAUGUUCCACAAGGUCAGCCCCGGCUACCCCGCGGCCUGGUCUCCGGAGAUCAAGUCUCUGAUCAGAAAGUUGCUGUCUAUUGAUGUGCAACGCCGUGUGUCCUGCCUGGGAGAGCUGCAGGGCCUGGACUUGCUGUCUGACGUCAACUGGGACGCUGUGCUCAGCAAACAGCUGCCUCCCUCAUUCAUCCCCAAUAGGCGCAGGCUGAACUGCGACCCCACGUUUGAGCUGGAGGAGAUGAUUCUGGAGUCCAAACCGUUGCACAAGAAGAAGAAGAGACUGGCCAGGAAGACCCGUGAGCAGGGCCACAGCGGUUCCCCAGAGAGCGGUCAGCUGCAGCAGCGCCUGAACAACGUAGAGAGGGACUUCAUCAUCUUCAACAGAGAAAGGUCAAAGAUGUCUGGAGCCGGAGCAGAACCCACGGGCCUCUCCAAGACAGAGAAGAACAAGGCCGUUGAAUACGGACAGAACAACAAUGUAGACCCGGCUCCCUACAUAUCCGGAUAGAGCCCUGUGGCUGGCCCCAAGUCUCGUAGAGUACCUGACCAUAGCUUGUAGAUCAACACUAGCCAUUCCUUCACUCCCCCCUCCACAGGCCAGCGUAGGCACUCAGAUCGACCUUUAACCCUGCCAGCCUGCCCACUGCUGUAAGCCCGGACCCCUGAACUCCCGGAGCUCCCGUACAAUACCACCCUGGAGAGUGAGUUAAACCAGGCCUGGAACAGACAGACAGGACUCUUUCCUCUUUUCCCAUCCCAGGGACGCGGCCCGGCCCUCCCUUCACCCACCCGGUCGGCCAGGCCCGGGCUUGCCUGCCAACCCAGAGGAUGGCCUUGACAGGAUACCGUCACCCUGCUGACGACUCAGAGGAGGCGGGACACUGGGCCUCAUGUUUACCAAUAGGAGACUGCGCCUGCAGUGCAUACAGGCCGCAGAGGCGUGCUUUUGGGUUCGCGUCGCACAAAAUGAAUUGUGAUUAGAGAUAAGAUACGAGCGCUAGCUGCUGACUUCAGCAGUCAGGCCACCGAAUGAAUUUCUCUCUGUGAUAAUGUCAGGCAUCACUCUGCCACACGAACAAACCAAGUUGACAGGUACUUGACUUGGAAAUGUGUACAUAAGUCUUUAUAGAUAAAUAUUUCUUAUCUGUUUUCACUGAAAAUCUUGCUUUGCACACAAUUUACCAUUAAAAGGAUAAUCCACCCCCAGAAACCCCAAUCAUGAAAUUUCCAUUUGGAAAAGGACUAUGUUCCAAUUAGUGAGUAUGGGGAUACUGUUAACAACACGUCCGUCUGUCAGUGUUGUCAUGCCAAAGCACUUUAUAUAUUUUAUUUAGUUUGCUCAGACUACACUGCUUGCUGUUAGUUUAAUAUCUAUGGUUCAUUUAACUAUGAAGCAAAGCAGUUCCUGUUUCUCCCUCACUGUCUCCCUGCCUGCAUACCUUUGUUGCAUGUUGCCACAGCAACCUGAUAAAUACAGCUUUAAUUAGAAAAGUGAUCUUUACCAAGUUGAACGAGUUGAACGGAAGAUUUUUACUCCUAUAUUGAAAGCGAGGUUUGCUCUUACGUGAUUUUACAAUUAUUUACAGUUAUGUGAAAAAUGAUGACAUGAGAGUUGGCUUUUAUUUGUUUUGUAAAUUUGGACACUUGAGAUAAUUGAGAUAAAUUCCAACCCGUUCACUGAUAACGGUAACCCAAUUUAACAGAUCACAUUUAAAGAAAAUACUUGGAAAACAUUCAUGCAAUUAAAAUGAACAGAAACAGACUUUUCUUAUACAGAAAUUGUUAGUAAACCCCUACAUUAACCAUCCCAAGAACCCAGACCCUCAGAAGAAACGUUAUUGAUGCCAUGAGCCUGGGAGGGGUUGCAAACCUAUUUCCAAGUUAUUUAAAGUAUGUUUUUCCACUUUCCCGAGGAUCUUCUACAAAAUGAAAAGAGAAUAGUGCAGGUUGUCCCACAAAAAAAUCAGCCCAAGAGCUGACCAAAAGAUGCUCAUGGAUGUCUCAAAGAACUCCUGGGUAACGUCAAAGGUUCUAUAGGCCUCUCUGUACAGGCCAGAAUAAUUGCUCAAGUGCAUGACUCAACUGCCAGAAAGAAACUGCAAAAACUUGCCUUCAUGGGAGGUCAGGAAGGGCAAUCCUCUGCUCUCAAAAAAGGAAAAUCAAGUCACAACUGCCACACAACACUUGAAACUAUUGAAACAAUGAAAAGAAGAAAUUGAGGGUGAAAGCCCAAAUCUCAUUCCUGUCAAAAUGUUGUGGGAUACUUGAAGCAGGCCAUGUAUGGAAGAGAGUUGAAAGAGUACUGUAAAGAAGAGUUUACUCCCAGUCGACAGCUAUAUGAAGUUACACAUUAUGGCCAAAUGUAUGUGGACACCCAACCAUCACACUUAUAUGAGCUUGUUGGACGUCCCAUUUCAAAACCAUGGGCAUUAAUAUGGAAUUGCCCCCCUCUUUGCAGGAAUAACAGCCACCACAUUUCUGGGAAGGCUUUCCACAUGAUUUUGGAGUGUCUCUGUGGGAAUGUGUGCCCAUUCAGCCAAAGGAUCAUUUGUGAAGUUUGGCUCUGAUGUUGGACAAGAAGGCCUGGCUCACAAUCACCAUUCCAAUUCAUCCCAAAGGUGUUAAAUGGGAUUGAGGUCAGGGGCCACACCAACCUUGUCGAACCAUGUCUUUAUGCACCCUGCUUUGUGCACAGGGGCACAGUCAUGCUGGAACAGGAAAGGGCCUUCCCCAAACUGUUACCACAAGGUUGGGAAGUACACAAUCGCCUAAAAUGUAUUUGUAUCUUGUAGAAUUAAUAUGACCCUUCACUGGAACUAAGGGGCCUAGCCCAAACCCUAAAACACAGCCCCAGACCAUUAUCCCUCCUCCUCCAAAUGCUACAGUAGGCAAUAUGCCUCAGCCACACCCAGAUUCGUCCAUCAGACUGCCAGAUAGUGAAGCGUGAGUCAUCACUCCAGAGAACAUAUUUCCACUGUUCCAGAGUCCAGUGGCCAUGUGCUUUACACCACUCAAGCCAGCGUUUGGCAUUGUGUAUGCUGAUGGGAUGCUUGCAUAUAGCUGCACGACCAUAGAAACCCAUUUUGUGAAGCUCCCGACAGACAGUUCUUAUUCUGAUGUUGCUUCCAGAGGCACUUUCGAACUCUGUGGUGAGUGAUGCAACUGAUGAUAGACGUAUUUUACACACUUCAGCACUCGGCGGCCUUGCUCUGUGAGUUUGCAUGGUCCGCCAUUUCGUGGCUGGGCUGUUGUUGCUCCUAGAUGCUUCCACUUUAGAAUUAUAGCACUUACAGUUGACCAGGGCAGAUCUAGUAGGGUAGAAAUGUCACCAACUGACCUGUGACAAAGGUGGCAUCCUAUGACAGCGUACUAUGACGUUUAAAGUCACUGAGCUCUUCAGUACAGUAUGUUUGUCGAUGGAGAUUUCAUGGCUAUGUGCUGGAUUUAAUGCACCUGUGAGCCAUGGGUGUGCUGAAACACCUGAACUCAAUAAUUAGUAGGGGUGUCCACAUACUUUUGUCAUAUGAAAAAUUAAUGAAAAUGCAUUUCUGUCGAUUUUAUUUUUUGAUGAAUUACGGCUUGCAGAGUACAAUUAUUCAGUAUAAUUGGUUAAAUUAGGUUACCUACAUACAGUGGGGAGAACAAGUAUUUGAUACAUUGCAGA